This is a messenger RNA of Diospyros lotus (date-plum), 4180 nucleotides long. Its product is annotated as tetratricopeptide repeat protein SKI3. The transcript is spliced from 24 exons. Gene Ontology annotation, molecular function: protein binding. NCBI's taxonomy places the organism in Eukaryota, Viridiplantae, Streptophyta, Magnoliopsida, Ericales, Ebenaceae. Gene Ontology annotation, cellular component: Ski complex. The record is from RefSeq and is a predicted model, not a curated record. Bases 146 to 3748 code for a protein of 1200 amino acids.
UUCCAGGAUACAGAUACAUAUAUGCGCGACUACUUUCGUUACACGUCUUUUCAGAGGUUUUUAGGGUUUUAGAAUUCUGUAAAAAUCGAAUUGAAUCGGAGAAUCGAGCAGGGUAAAUUGAAUCCAGGAAUCGAGGAGGAGUGACAUGAAAAUGGGAGAAGAAGAAGAAGAAGACAGAGCAGGAGGAGAAGCCGCCGGCCAGUUAAGGCAGCUGCAAGAAUCUAUAGACUCCAAUCCUGAUGAUCCCGCUCUCCAUUUCGACCUCGGACUGUUAUUGUGGGAGAAGGGGCACGAAUCGAAAGAAAUCAGAGAAAAAGCGGCGGGGCAUUUCCUAAUUUCUGCCAAGUUGAACCCUCAGAACGCCCUCGCUUUUAGAUAUUUGGGCCAUUAUUAUAGUCGAGCAUCCGACGACAGCCACAGAGCUCUCAAGUGUUACCAGAGAGCCCUCGCCCUCUAUCCUGAUGACUCCGAUUCUGGGGAAGCAUUGUGUGAUUUGUUGGAUCAAGCAGGAAAAGAGAGCCUGGAAGUUGCCGUCUGCCGUGAAGCUUCAGAAAAAUCACCAAGGGCCUUUUGGGCUUUUCGAAGAUUGGGUUACCUUCAGGUUUAUCAAAAGAAAUGGUCUGAAGCAGUACCGAGUCUGCAGCAAGCCAUCCGAGGCUAUCCUAUUUGUGCUGAUUUGUGGGAAGCUUUGGGUCUUGCCUACCAGCGGUUAGGCAUGUUUACCGCGGCUAUGAAGUCAUAUGGACGUGCUAUUGAAUUGGAGGGGUCAAGAUUCUUUUCUCUGGUUGAAAGUGGAAAUAUUUUUUUGAUGCUUGGUUCCUUUAGAAAGGGAAUUGAGCAGUUUCAGAAAGCUUUACAGAUCUUCCCUCAAAAUAUAUCUUCACAGUAUGGCCUUGCUUCUGCACUGCUUGGUUUGUCAAAGGAAUGUGUGAAUUCAGGUGCAUUUCAUUGGGGAGCUUCAUUGUUAGAGGAGGCAUCUCAUGUUGCAAAAACGAGUGCCUGCUUGGCUGGAAAUUUUUCUUCUGUUUGGAAGUUGUAUGGAGAUAUCCAGCUUGCAUACGCAAGAUGCUUACCAUGGAUGGAGGGUGCCUGGGGUUUAGAAACUGAUGAUGAAGCUUUCGUAAGUUCCAUCCUUUCAUGGAAAGGGACCUGCCAUUCAGCUGCAGUUUCUGCAUGUAGUUCCUAUCAACGGGCUUUGCACUUGACGCCGUGGGAGGCGAAUAUCUAUACUGAUCUUGCUAUUGCUUCAGAUCUCGUUUGCUCUUUCAAUGAGUGUGUUAAAGAGGAUCCCGAUGCAUGGCAGCUACCUGAGAAGAUGUCCUUGGGGGGCUUGCUUCUUGAGGGUUACAACAAGGAGUUCUGGGUGGCAUUAGGAUGUUUAAGUGGUCAUAGUGCAUUGAGACAACAUGCUUUUAUACGAGGACUGCAGAUUGAUGUAUCUCUAGCUACUGCUUGGGCAUACCUUGGAAAGCUCUAUGGAGAACAGGGUGCGAAGCAAUUAGCUACACAAGCAUUUGAUCAUGCUAGAAGCAUAGAUCCUUCACUUGCAUUACCAUGGGCAGGAAUGUCGGCUGAUGUUUAUGUUAGGGGACUGACUCCAGAUGAAGCAUAUGAGAGCUGUUUGCGUGCAGUAGAGAUACUGCCACUUGCAGAAUUUCAAACUGGUCUUGUUAAGCUUGCUUUGCGUUCAGGUCACCUUUCAUGUCCACAGGUUUUUGGAGCCAUACAACAGGCUGUACAGCAGAUGCCCUACUCUCCUGAAUCACACAAUAUGAAUGGUCUGGUUUGUGAGGCACGCUUUAAUUAUCAGUCUGCUGCUCUCUCUUAUAGACUAGCACGUUCUGCAAUCAUCAACUUUGCCGGCAAUGUUCCAAAAUGUCAACUCAGUGAUGUAUCAAUUAAUUUGGCCAGAUCACUUUUUAGGUCGGGGAAUGCUCUUGAUGCUGUACAAGAGUGUGAAGACUUGGACAAAGAAGGUCUGCUUGAUUUGGAAGGUUUGCAGAUAUAUGCUCUUUCUUUAAUGCAACUUGGUAAAAAUGAGCUAGUUCUUUCUAUAUCAAAAAGGCUUGCUGCUAGUGCUCUGUCUACUAAACCACCAUUCAGGGAUGCCUCUGUCAGCUUAAUCUGUAGAUUACUCUACUACAUUUCGGGAUUGGAUUCAGCAGUUACUGGCAUCUUAGAAAUGCCCAAGGAGUUUUUUCAAAGUUCAAAAGUUAGUUUUGUAGUAUCUGCUAUUCAUGCUAUGGAUCAAUCUAAUCAGCUGGAUUCAGUGGUUUCUAGCAGUCGUAACUUUCUUAUAACUAAUGAAGAGAUCACCAGGAUGCACUUCUUGAUAGCACUGACUAAAGUUAUAAAAAAUGGAUCUAGUGAAUGCCUUGAGAUUCAAAGCGGAGUAAGACAUCUUCAGAAAGUCCUUCAUAAGUACCCUAACAGUGAUUUGAUAAGGAAUCUACUUGGUUAUCUCCAACUGUUUAGUAAAGAAUGGAAAGAUGCUCACAUUGCAAGUAGAUGUUGUACUAUAGGCCCUCCAGGGUGUCUACAGGAAGAGGGUUUAAAAUCUGCAUAUGAGAUCCUUGGUGCUGGUGCAGUUGCUUGUUAUACCAGAGAAAACUACAACAGAAAGUGGGCUUUCCCAAGCUGUGGAUGCCAGUGCCAAUAUGACACAAGAGCAAUCCAACAGGUGCAGAGGUUGUUACAUCAAGAACCAUGGAACCAUAAUGCCCGGUAUUUGCUUAUAAUUAAUUAUCUACAGAAGGCUCGUGAAGAGAGAUUUCCACGACAUCUAUGUGACGUGCUUGGGCGGCUACUAAAUGUGGCUCUUUCCAGUCAGUUAUAUUCAAAGAAAGACAAGACUUCUCAAUAUCAAAUGUUCCAGCUUCUGCUUUGUGCCUCUGAAAUGAGUUUGCAUUGUGGAGACCACAUUGGCUGUAUCAGCCAUGCGAAAAAUGCUUCAGGGAUUUUGCUUCCCAAUAGUUAUCUCUUUUUUGCACACUUGCAGUUGUGUCGUGGUUAUGCUGCUGGAGACAACUUUUCAAGUUUACGGGAAGAUUAUAUUAGAUGUGUGGAGCUCAAAACCGAUUAUCCUAUUGGUUGGCUGUGCCUCAAAUUUAUUGAAUCCCAAUAUGAGCUGCACACUGAAUCAAAUCUAUUGCAGUUGUGCCUUGAUAAUUGCUCAAAUGAGAUUAAGAAUUCAUUAAAUACGUGGGUGGCUGUAUUUAGUUUGCUACAGGGUAUGGGUGCUAUAUGGAACCAGGAUUUCCUUUCUGCAGAACAGUUACUUGGACAAGCCUGUUCUUUGGCUCAUGACGAGAGCUGCCUCUUUCUGUGUCAUGGUGCCAUCUGUAUGGAGCUUGCUAGACAGCUUUGGGAUUCACGGUUCCUGUCACUUGCUGCUAGGAGUCUUAAGAAAGCUAAAGAGUUAUCUAUCAUCUCCAUACCAAUUGUCUCAUUAUUACUGGGUCAAGCAGAAGCAAGCCUUGGCUCUAAAGCAAAAUGGGAGAAAAACCUGCGUCUUGAAUGGUUUUCAUGGCCACCAGAUAUGAGGCCUGCAGAACUCUUUUUUCAAAUGCAUUUGCUUUCAAGACAAUCAAAAGAUGAUUCUGAAUCUUCAUCCAGUGUAGAGUUGUCUCAAACCCCUCAGAGCUGGAUUCUUCGUGCAAUUCAUUUAAACCCUUCUUGUCUGAGAUAUUGGAAAGUUCUGCAUAAGUAUAUGGAGGAGUUCAACGCUUACCAAAGAAUAAGCCUAUAGGGUGGGGGUUUUUUCAAUAUAUAUUUCAACCAUCAUUUAUAUAUAGCAUCUGGGCUUCCGGUCGAAUGUUUUUAUUGCGCCUCGAGUCAAGGUUGCUGGUGUCAUCAUCCUACUGACCAAAAGAUGCUGCAGACUGACAUUAGGGUGACAAUGCUGCAUAAGAAUCUUCCUGACUUGUUUUCAAGAUGGUCAAGCAGUCUUCUAGCGAUUUAGGCGUGGAGGUGGAGGAAGUACCGCCAUGAAAUAUAUUGGUUGUAAAUCAAGGCAGGCCAAUCAUCCGAAAUAGUCAAUAGGAUAAUGUAUAUUUUGUCUGAUGUUGGAAUUUUUUGAGUUAUUUGUACCAGCUUUUUGUGAAUUUAUGAUUUUGAACUUUAAUUUUUUUUAUUUAAGAUAAAUUUAGGGCAUGUCAAUAAAAAUCUAAUUCUUUCUAAA